UUUAAAAAGAGGACGUCGGAUUGGGAGUUUGGGAUAAUUCUGACGGAGAGGACAGUGAGAAGUUGAAUAUAUCACUCUUUGGUUCACUGAAGGAAGAGAGAGGGAGCGAGGGAGAGAGGGACCAAGGGAGAGCAUAGACGGAGGACGUGUGCCCAUGAGGUCGUUGCUGUUGGUGCUCCUGCUCAUUGGCAUCCAGGCUGUACUGAACAUGGAAGGGGCCCUGGGCCCGGUGGCUGCCAACCACAGUGCAGAACACCACACAGCAGCCAACCACAGAGCAGAACAGCACACAGCAGCCAAUGGCAGAGCAGAACAGCACACAGCAGCCAAUGGCAGAGCAGAACAGCACACAGCAGCCAAUGGCAGAGCAGAACAGCACACAGCAGCCAAUGGCAGAGCAGAACACCACACAGCAGCCAAUGGCAGAGCAGAACAGCACACAGCAGCCAAUGGCAGAGCAGAACUACAGAGGAUGGCCCGCCUGUCAGUGUCACCUCAGCAGGAGCAGCCAGCAGCAGACAGGGAUACUCAGCAGAGACCCAGCCGGACCAGACAGGCCCACAGACCAGCCUCUCUACCCCAGGACAGGAGUUCUUCCCUGGGCCACUCUGAGACAGACUCCUCCUCUUCCCCCUCCAUCCCUGAGGUGGACCCCAAACUGUUCAGCAAGCGGAAGUACCGCACCUCAUCACGCGUCGUCUUCAGCGACGUACCCCCCUCUCACCACACCCUGGGGGGGGAGACAGGGGAUGAGGAGGAAGGGGUGAUGGGUGGGGGAGUGAGGGUGAGGCGGAAGGCGGGGGGGCAGCCCAUGCACAGGGGGGAGUACUCCGUGUGCGACAGCAUCAGCGUGUGGUUGGGGAACCUGACCAAGGCCACAGACAUCGCCGGCAACGAGGUGGAGGUUCUGCCAGAGGUGAAGAUAGACAACGUCCGCAAGAGACAGUUCUUCUACGAGACCACCUGCCGCGUGGCCACACCCCCGGGGGGCGGAGCUGGGGCUAGGGGAGGGGCCAGUGGAGGCAUUUCUAAAGCAGGGUGCCGCGGCAUCGACAGCCGUCACUGGAACUCGUACUGCACCAACACGCACACGUACGUGCGCGCGCUCACCAAGUCCAAGGAGCAGACGGCGUGGAGACUGAUACGCAUCAACGCAGCGUGUGUGUGUGUCCUCAGCCGCAAGUCCUGGAGGCACUGACCUCUCACCCCUAGGACUAUGGACCCAUAUAUAUACACACACACACGCACACGCACACACACACACACACACACGCACGCACGCACGCACGCACACACAAACAAACAAACACCGAUUGCACAGUCAGAAAACAACCUUGAAACAGCCACUACGGAUGUAUUGUAGUGUUAGACUCCACUCCCACACUCAGACACACUCCCACACUCAGACACACUCCCACACACAGACACACUCCCACACUCAGACACACUCCCACACACAGACACACUCCCACACACAGACACACUCCCACACACACAGACACACUCCCACACUCAGACACACUCCCACACACAGACACACUCCCACACACACAGACACACUCCCACACACAGACACACUCCCACACACAGACACACUCCCACACACAGACACACUCCCACACACAGACACACUCCCACACACAGACACACUCCCACACUCAGACACACUCCCACACUCAGACACGCUCCCACACACAGACACGCUCCCACACACAGACACGCUCCCACACACAGACACGCUCCCACACACAGACACGCUCCCACACACAGACACACUCCCACACACAGACACACUCCCACACACAGACACACUCCCACACACAGACACACUCCCACACACAGACACACUCCCACACACAGACACACUCCCACACACACUCCCACACACAGACACACUCCCACACACAGACACACUCCCACACUCAGACACACUCCCACACUCAGACACACUCCCACACUCAGACACACUCCCACACUCAGACACACUCCCACACACAGACACACUCCCACACACAGACACACUCCCACACUCAGACACACUCCCACACUCAGACACACUCCCACACACAGACACACUCCCACACACAGACACGCUCCCACACACAGACACACUCCCACACACAGACACACUCACAGACACACUCACCUGUAUCCGACCAGCCCCUUCCCCUCUCCCUACCUCAGUCAGAUUUCUGGUUCUUCUAACUUAUGAGGACUGCAUGUCAUAUUUAUAGUUUAUACAGUGGAAUAUAUAUUAAAUAAGUGUAUAUAUACAGUGCCUUCGGUAACUACUCAGACCCCAUGACUUUUCAACAUUUUCUUACGUCACAACCUUAUUCGAAAAUUAUUCAAAUAAAAUAAAUUGCUCAUCUAACAACACACAAUACCCCAUAAUGACAAAGAGAAAACAGGUUUGUAAACAUUUUUGCAAAUGUAUUAAAAUUCACAACAGAAAUACCUUAUUUACAUAAGUAUUCAUACCCUUUGAUAUGAGACUCGAAAUGGAACCACCAAGACUCUUCCUAGAGCUGGCCGCCCGGCCAAACUAAGCAAUCAGGAGAGAAGGGCCUUGGUCAGGGAGGUCACCAAGAACCCAAUGUUCACUCUGACAGAGCUCUAGAGUUCCACAUGUGGAGAUGGGAGAACCUUCCAGAAGGACAACCAUCUCUGCAGCACUCCACCAAUCAGGCCUUUAUGGAAGAGUGGCCAGAUGGAAACGGCUCCUCAGUAAAAGGCACAUGACAGCAUGCGUUAAGUUUGCCAAAAGGCACCUAAAGACUGUCAGACCAUAAGAAACAAGAUUCUCUGGUCUGAUGAAAACAAGAUUGAACUCUUUGGCCUGAAUACCAAGCAUCACAUCUGGAGGAAACCUGGCACCAUCCCUACUGUGAAGCAUGGUGGUGGCAGCAUCAUGCUGUGGGGAUGUUUUUCAGCAGCAGGGACUGGGAGACUAGUCAGGAUCAAGGGAAAGAUGAACAGAGCAAAGUACAGAGAGAUCCUUGAUGAAAACCUGCUCCAGCGCGCUCAGGACCUCAGACUGGGGCGAAGGUUCACCUUCCAACAGGACAACGACCCUAAGCACAAGUAAAGGGUCUGAAAACUUACUUAAAUGUGAUUUAUUUUUAUUUCAUUUUUUAAAUAUAAAUUAGCAACAAUUUCUAAAAAAUGAUUUUCUCUUUGUCAUUACGGGGUAUUGUGUGUAGAUUGAUGAGGGGGAAAACUAUUUAAUACAUUUUAGUGUGAGGCUGUAAAGUAACAACAUGUGGAAAAAGUCAAGGGGUCUGAAUACCAUUCGAAGGCUGUACAUCAUGAAUUCACCUUUUUGUUGUUGUUGAUGAUGAUGCUGUUAUUUAUUAAACACUUCAGUACAUGCCUGUCUCCUGCCUCCUGUCUCCUGCCUCCUGCCUCCUGUCUCCUGUCUCCUGCCU
Messenger RNA from Oncorhynchus keta (chum salmon), 3428 nucleotides. Its product is annotated as neurotrophin-7-like. Gene Ontology annotation, molecular function: nerve growth factor receptor binding; growth factor activity. The coding region runs from base 155 to 1198 and encodes 347 amino acids. Gene Ontology annotation, biological process: neuron projection morphogenesis; regulation of neuron differentiation; positive regulation of peptidyl-serine phosphorylation. The record is from RefSeq and is a predicted model, not a curated record. The transcript has 2 exons. NCBI's taxonomy places the organism in Eukaryota, Metazoa, Chordata, Actinopteri, Salmoniformes, Salmonidae.